AUGGAUCCUCCGCGAGGAAGAACUAGAGGCCGAGGUAGGGCUCCACCUGUGGAUGAGUUCUUUGAGGAGGAGGUGGAGUUGGAGGUACCGGUGCCAGUUGUGGUAGAUGAUGGUCUACGUUUGGCCAGGCUGACUCAGGGUAUCAUCAGGUUAGGAGCGCCUACCUUUCUUGGAGGUACGGAUUACCGUGUAGUGGAUCACUGGAUAGAGGGCAUCGAGACAUACUUCACCUUGAUCACGUGUACAGAGUUUGAGAAGAUGCCUAUUGCUACGUUUUUUCUCAAGGAUGAGGCACGGGUAUGGUGGAGCGAGGUAGAGAGAGCUAGAGAUGUGACCGCCUUGUCUUGGGAGGGGUUUGUACAGUUCUUUCAAGAGAAGUAUUUUCCUGAUACUGUGAGGGAGCAGUUGGAGCUUGAGUUCAUAGCUCUAGUGCAGGGCUUGAUGAGUGUCAGGGACUAUGAGGCACUGGCCUUGACACGGAAGUUCAUUCGGGGUUUGAGGCAUAAGCUCCGGAAUGUUGUGACUUCACACCGUUUUGCUACUCUAGCAGAAGCGAUUGAGAGUGCUCUUGCAGUUGAGCAGGAUGAGGUCAUGCAUGAGACUGAGAGGCAGAGAGAUGUUCAGGGGAAAGGCAAGGCCCUAGCAGGGAGCAGCAGUUCAGGGGACCAUAGAGGUGGUUACGAGAAGAGGCAGCAGACUCAUCAACUGGCUCCAGCUAGAGUAGCAACUGCACCUAUUAGGGCUCCACCUAUUAGGCAGGCAGCACCCUUGAGGUGUUUCACCUGUGGUGAGUCAAGCUACUUCUCUUCAGCCUGCACGAAGCCCAGGAGGCAAGGAUGCUUCACUUGUGGGCAAGCAGGUCACUUUGCCAGGGAUUGCACACGACCUCAGGCUGGAGGACAGGGUAAUCCCCGGUAA
Fragaria vesca subsp. vesca is the source of this 918-nucleotide messenger RNA. RefSeq lists its product as uncharacterized. Gene Ontology annotation, molecular function: zinc ion binding; nucleic acid binding. The record is from RefSeq and is a predicted model, not a curated record. The coding region runs from base 1 to 918 and encodes 305 amino acids. NCBI's taxonomy places the organism in Eukaryota, Viridiplantae, Streptophyta, Magnoliopsida, Rosales, Rosaceae. The transcript is spliced from 2 exons.